Ailuropoda melanoleuca (giant panda) is the source of this 3519-nucleotide messenger RNA. RefSeq names its product solute carrier family 7 member 5 (gene SLC7A5). Gene Ontology annotation, cellular component: membrane. The annotation marks the transcript as partial. Lineage: Eukaryota; Metazoa; Chordata; Mammalia; Carnivora; Ursidae. Gene Ontology annotation, biological process: amino acid transmembrane transport; neutral amino acid transport. The record is from RefSeq and is a predicted model, not a curated record. Gene Ontology annotation, molecular function: neutral L-amino acid transmembrane transporter activity; L-amino acid transmembrane transporter activity. The transcript has 9 exons.
GGGGAGGGCGCGGAGGGCGUGACCCUGCAGCGGAGCAUCACGCUUUUCAACGGCGUGGCGAUCAUCGUAGGCACGAUCAUCGGCUCGGGCAUCUUCGUGACGCCCACCGGCGUGCUCAAGGAGGCGGGCUCGCCGGGACUGGCGCUGGUGGUGUGGGCCGUGUGCGGGGUCUUCUCCAUCGUGGGCGCGCUCUGCUACGCGGAGCUGGGGACCACCAUCACCAAGUCGGGGGGCGACUACGCCUACAUGCUCGAGGUGUACGGCUCGCUGCCCGCCUUUCUCAAGCUGUGGAUCGAGCUGCUCAUCAUCCGGCCCUCUUCGCAGUACAUCGUGGCGCUCGUCUUCGCCACCUACCUGCUCAAGCCGAUCUUCCCCACCUGCCCGGUGCCCGAGGAGGCCGCCAAGCUCGUGGCCUGCCUCUGCGUGCUGCUGCUCACGGCCGUGAACUGUUACAGCGUGAAGGCUGCCACCCGUGUCCAGGACGCCUUCGCCGCCGCCAAGCUCCUGGCGUUGGCCUUGAUCAUCCUGCUCGGCUUCAUCCAGAUCGGGAGGGGUGAGUGCAAGCUCUGGGGGGCCCGUCCCCGAAUGCCCCAGGCCCCGAAGGUCUGGCUUCCUUUGAGCUGGUCACGCGAGAGGAAUUACUUGAAUUUUGUCACAGAGGAGAUGAUCAACCCUUACAGAAACCUGCCCCUGGCCAUCAUCAUCUCCCUCCCCAUCGUCACCCUGGUGUACGUGCUGACCAACCUGGCCUACUUUACCACACUGUCCACGGAGCAGAUGCUAACGUCCGAGGCUGUGGCCGUGGACUUCGGAACCUAUCACCUGGGCGUCAUGUCCUGGAUCAUCCCCGUCUUCGUGGGCCUGUCCUGCUUCGGCUCCGUCAAUGGGUCCCUCUUCACGUCCUCUCGGCUGUUCUUCGUGGGGGCCAGGGAGGGCCACCUGCCCUCCAUCCUCUCCAUGAUCCACCCACAGCUCCUGACACCCAUGCCGUCCCUCGUCUUUACGUGCGUCAUGACCCUGCUGUACGCCUUCUCUACAGACAUCUUCUCCGUCAUCAACUUCUUUAGCUUCUUCAACUGGCUCUGCGUGGCCCUGGCCAUCGCCGGCAUGCUGUGGCUCCGGUACCGGAAGCCCGAGCUGGAGCGGCCCAUCAAGGUGAACCUGGCCCUCCCCGUGUUCUUCAUCCUGGCCUGCCUCUUCUUGAUUGCCGUGUCCUUCUGGAAGACCCCCGUGGAGUGUGGCAUCGGCUUUACCAUCAUCCUUAGUGGCCUGCCUGUCUACUACUUUGGGGUCUGGUGGAAAAACAAGCCCAAGUGGCUCCUUCACAGCAUCUUUUCCACCACGGUCCUCUGCCAGAAGCUCAUGCAGGUGGUGCCCCAGGAGACAUAAGUAAGAAGCACCGAGAAGCUGCCGGAAAGAAAAUGCACAAAGAUGGUGUUGAAACAUCUCACCCCUUGAAAAGCGACUCCGGAACUGUCAUCCAGGCAGCUCAGCUGAGCGCCCCGCUCUGUCCCUCCACCGGGUCAGGGGGCUGGGGCCACAGUGAAAACUGGUACGACUUUAGUCCCAGAAAGCGAACGUCUAUCUUAACCUCCACGAGUGUAGCACUGCGAAGAGUCCGGGCCCCUGACCCACCGCAGGCUGGUCGCCAGGUUGGGCCCUUCACCUUUCAGCCUUUGUUUAUUUGUGUGUUUUUUUUUUUUUUUAUUUAAAUUUUGGUCAAGUUGACGCCACCAAGAUGAUGAUUUUCUAAAGAAAUGAGGGGAGUGGGGGGGGGGUUUCGCCCCCUGCCUCUCACAGCAUGGUGUGCUUCCAAGGGACCAGGUCGUGUUGUGGGGCCCGGCCCGGCACAGGCUCCCAGGAAGGGAAGGAUGCUGAGCGUCAAACACUCCAGUCCCACGAGCGAGCUACCAAGACUCGGGCCUCGCCGUGUGGACCUCAGAGUUGCACUGACAGACGGACGGCGGCCAGACCACGCGCUUGGCUUUCUUUUGUUGUUGUUAUAGAUGCAGUGACUUUAGCGAAACUAAUCUCGGGACUUAGGUCUCUUUGCCUUAAAGACCCAAGUGUAGUUCCCUCCCCAACCCCCAGAAUAGAGAAGAGAAAGAAGGUCACCAGAACAGCUGCCUGCAGAGAGUGACUGAUACUGGCACCCCCAGCUCGGCGGAAGGCAGGUUCCCGCGCCUGGUGCCCGCCGCAGGCGGGAUCCCCGAGCAGAGAUCUCGAGCAGCUGACGACCCCGAGCUCCCGCCCAUGUGUGCCACCCAGGACAUCAGCGCAGGGUCUGCGUCUGGGCUAGAGCCCGGUCACCCGGGACGCACUGGGCUUCUGUCUUCGCGCACCCCGCCCUGGACGCCCACGUGAGCAGGGGCCCGACAGCAGGAGGACUCGGGUGCGGGCUGUGGUCACACGGCUUCUGAGCUGUACCAUAUCCGGUACUGGGACUGACCGAGAGUUUUUCCAGGUAAAGACUCACAUUUGAAAUCUACAGCGAACCAGGUCAGAAUGGCAGACACCGUGGUGGGGAGUCCUGAAGGGCUUCCCCCCGGUAGUCCCUCAAGACCGCCCUCUCCGGGGCCGGAAGGACUGACCCCAGCAAGCCGCCUGGAGCUGGUUAGGGCUCCUGGGGGGGACCCGCCGUAUGGGGACCCACCCUCCCCCACGGGUACGGCCCUCCCCAGGCCGGACUCCACUGCUGAGACGCUGGGGCCGCUCUCACUGUGGCUGUCCGGACUCCUCGGGCUUUCGUCUUGGUGCCCGUGGAGCUUUCCCAGGGGCGGCAGUUGAGGCCAGCGUGGAGGUCCAGCUGAGCCCUCAGGUAUCAGGCUGGAGCCCCGCAGGGCCACGUGAGCUUGGCGUGGCCAGCCUGCCGCCAUCUGUCUGGGCUCCAGGACCCAGAGCAACCUGGAAGCAGCUUGGGAGGCCAAGAAGUCUGCCCGUUGUCCGUCCGUCCUGCUUUGUGUCUGAGCACAGCGCUGGCUCUGGGAGGGAUGCGGGGAGCCGAGGGGUCCUGGCAACCUGCAGGCGGAUCUGGGGAAUCGGGGCACCGUCACCCCUGCGGGGAUGGGGGGCUGGGAGGGCCAGGGUUUCCUUCUCACAAAGGCGGGUCACAGGCCAUUCUCAAGCCUGCUGUGAAGGCCGGUUAGCGGCCCCAGCUGCCAUUCCUGGAGCCGCGCCCCCAACCCGGCCCGGUGGGGGGGCCCUCUGCCCGCAGGCACGGGGCGGGCUUCACAGUGGCAUUCUGGGCGAGACAGAGACUCUGCUCUUUGUGACCGCUCUCCUGACGCGUGUCCCGAGCACGCGUGUUUGUCCGGCUUCGUGUUUUUUGUUUUAAAGCAAACCCUGUCGUUACCAGCAAGCCUUUGUGCACGGGUCUGCUGUUUCACCCAGUCCUGACGUGUCACUCAUUUAAAGGAUGCUGUUGGCUCCAUGUGUAUUUAUUUGCGGGGUUGACGACCACCCUUGCUGCUGCGUGGUGUUCCCACUGUCCUGGAGUCCCCGUGUGUCAGCUGGCCGCAA